GUAUUGUAUGUGCUACAAGUUGCAUGUUUGCAAUUGAAUAUACGUAUGUGAAUGGAUACUACUAUUAUCCAUUCACAUAUUAUCUAUUCACAGUAUAAUACUACUAUUAAACUGUAGAUGUGUGUUAUUAUUAUUAUUUUUUAAUCAAAAAUGUAGUCUCAUCUGUUGCGUUUUCUGGAACACAACAGUGAGUGAGGAAUAUGAGUAUUCACUUACCUAAUUCUGUUAUGUGACAACUUUCCAGCCACUGAUUCGUGGUUGGCCGGUAGAUGGCGAAUUACCUAUAGGCGCUUCCAGGUUGAUGGAUGAGCGCCUUCCUCCUCCUCCUCAUCUUGCGCGUCCACUGGAAAGAUGGUGAUGCUGACAGUAAAAAUAUCCUCACCAGACGGUGUGUCUAAGAAGCAGUCGUAUUGGUGCAGGAGUUUAUUUUAAACAGAUAUAAAGGAAUGUUAGAAGGGACGUUGGGUAAUGUAGUCUGUGAACUAGCUAACAAAGUUGUUGCUAAGGGACACGCGUGUCACUCCGCAUUGCUGCAAGGUUGUUAGGCUGGCGCAUUGAUAUGUAAAUUAGCUGUCAGGUGUACUGUAAAUCUAUUUUGACGUCGCUUCAGCCAAUCAGAAGCUGAAGAAACCUUGGACUAGUUUUUUUUGUGUGUGCUAAAUCUCCACCUUGUGAGCUAGCUUGCCCGAGACGCAGUGUCCUCUGCAUUCACACAUGUCGCGUUUUGUUUGCUUUGAAUGCCCGAUUUUAUGGACAUGACACGGCUUUGUAUCGGACACAAUGGUGGGACAGUCCCGCUGUUACGUAAGGAACACCGUAAAGCACGUUUACGCUGAUGGGACCGCGGUUAGGGACGGGAACGCAGGCAGGUAACCGGUGUUAGCAUUUUUAUGUUAGGUUAUUGCUGUAGUGCUCCGACUUAUGUGUGUUAUGGUGUAGUUGUGUAAGAUAGGUGUUAUUUAUGAUAUAUAUUGAACCAUUAUCACUAGUUCAGUCUUCUCAAGUAGCUUCAUAGUUAAAAUUUGGUCAUCACUUUAUAAUCGUUUAUGUACAGUAUCGACCAAAAUGUGAGCACACUCAACAUUUCAGCAAGCAUCCUCUCAAUGGACAAUACUCUAGAAAUGAUUGAAGUUAGAGUAGUCUGUGUACAGCUUGUACAGCAUGUCAUAUGGACAUCAAGACAUGAGUGAUAUGACCAGAAGGAAGCUGAAGACGAGAAAUUUGGUAAACACUAAUUUAAAAAAAAAUGGUUGCUAUAAUAUUGUAACAUAUGAAAUCUUAAAGGCUUUAUAUGGACGUGUGUGUGUUUUUUUAGCACUUUUAAUGAUAAAGACGUUCAACAUUAUUCAAGUUGAGUAGUCAUACCUAUUGAGUGGGGCGCACGGAUGAUGUCAUGCAAAGGUGACUGUUGUGGUUUUGUUGUUGACACAACUUCAUGAGUUUUUUUUUACUACAGAUGGCCUACACCUCAGACACUACACUCGUUUCAGUCUGUCUAUAAUGUCAUCGCCAGGGUUUGUAUGUAUUUGAGUGUUGGACCACAUCGAGUCAUAGAAGUGCUUUGAAAACUUUCAAACUCUUGGAUCUGAGCUUUGGAGCAAGAAAAAAUAUAUGUAGGCUAUAAAGUUACUUUAAUAUCUAUCUGCAGAUGAAAUUUUAUUACAAUCUGUGAAUGCGGUAUCAAAUUAAAGUUCCUGUUACAUUGUAUCAGAUACAGUAGAAUUAAUCACAUUAUGGUUAUACUUGAUGUACCAAAAAUGUGAAUGCAUUUCCUUUAAAAAAGCAACAGGAAUCUAGGAAACGUCACCUGCACUGUCCAGUAUCAAGGUAUUUUUUUCACAGUCAGACAGGUUGAAGUUUUGGCUAAAAAGUUAUAGAAUUGAUUUAAAGAGUCGUUUUGGAUCGGAUCGUUCUAAAUGAACCAUUUUUUCAUUAUUGGCAAACCCAUAUUUUAAUAUUUAUUCAAUCGUUAAAAGGAAUGGUUACACCUCUAAUUUUAAACAGGGGGGCUAUUUGUGUUUUUUGUGUGUGUUUUGCAGCAUUUUUAUUUUGGUUUUGGACAUGGCUUUAUGUUUGCGAAACAUUGUACCGCUUUUGUCUACUUUUGUUCGCACCAAGUCACUUCCUGUUUGUUCCACUACUCAAUUCCCAAGGGAACACAUUUAUUGCAACACACAGUUGCAAUAAAUGUCUUAAAUGGCUUAUUUACUCUACUAUAUUGGGUGAUAUGUUUGUAAAGGUGACUGUAGGGGUGUUAUUUCAUGUCUAUAGAGCUCUAAUAAUGAUACAACAUGCAUUUAGAAGGUCUACUAAGUAUGCACUUAUUACAGUAAACCUCGGAUAUAUCGGAUUCAAUUGUUCCCACUGGUUUUGUCCGAUAUAAGCGAAAUCCGCUAUAUGCGUAUACCGGAAAAUGUCCGUUUUACGCAUAUAUCGGAUUUAUAUCCGGUAUAUGCGUAAAUCGGAUUUUAUCCGUUAUAAAAAGGCACUUCCUUGACUAUGUUUCCAAUGUACCUGGACGCGCAGGCAACGCUGCAAACGCUGCAAAUGACGUCGUAUAGCGGCCUGUCACGAUUCGGCGAAUCGGAGCGCCACGAUGCGGCCACCCGAUAUAUGCGAGGGAAAUUUGAUGGAAAUGCAUUGGAACGGGACUGGAGAUUUUGUCCGAAAUAGGCGAAAUCCGUUAUAAAAAAUCCGAUAUAUGCAAUGAAUUUUUAUUGGGAAUGCAUUACAGAAAAAUUGGUUCUUUUUUAUCUGUCCGUUGGGAGCGAAUUUCCGAUAUAUCCGAGUCCGAUAUAUCUGAGGUUUACUAUACAAUUUUCUGGCCGAUUACUAAUCGUUAAAAAAAAAAAUUACCUGCCGAUACAGAUGUUUUUCUAAUAGCUGACAGCAUACACAUUCAGUGUAUGAAACUAAAUCAGUGCUGAUCAAUCAGUGUAUGCUUAGGCGUAUGCGAGGUCUACUUUGCAGUAAUUCAUUUAUCAUGGUCAGGUCUGGAACCAGUGAACCAUGAUAAUUGAGGGAUCAUCGUAUACUGCUAAAGUUGUGCACUGAUUACUUUGCAAUUUAAAUUUAUUUUGUAUGGCAAAUAUAUAAUAGAAAUGCUUGCUGAAUUGUGAGUGUACUAAUUUUUGUGACACAUUAUAUCUAAAUAUUACAUUAUCUUACAUAUUUGUAAAUACUACAAAGCAACUUUAGCGACCUCAUUAUUGUUGCUUGUAGUUUCCAUCUACAAAACAAUUCUUGCUAAAUUUUUAUCUCCCCUCCAUGUUACUUUUCCCCUUGCUCCAUUUGCCCCUUUGCCCUAAAUCUGCCGCACUCCCUCCAUUAAGCACAGUUAUUUUCAGUUGUGCCACAUCCAUUAUUUUUCUUCUCAGAAGUCAUGGCCUUUUAAUCCACAGAAGGGCCAGUUCACUUUUCUGGCUAAAGGGCUUGCAGUCAUCUGUAUCUUGCAGCUGUGUUCUUAGUAGAGGAAAUACCAAAGGAAACAGAACAGAGGGUGGCAAAGAGGCAGCCAUGAGCCCUCCACGCCGAUCAUCGAGUUCCCAUGGCGACAGGCCCUCUACUGAGUCCCUACAGAGAAACAACAGCAGCAACUCGGGCGUUAUUCUGGACAUUGCAGCUCUUAAGAUGGCAGAAGUGGAUACAGAGGUGCCUCCCCUUCCACCUCGCUACCGCUUCAGGGACCUCCUGCUUGGGGACCAGACGUUUCAGAAUGAUGACAGGUAUCAGGAGGAGUACAGUAUGGACUCAACCAAUGCCCAGGUUCAGGUGGAGUUCUACGUAAACGAAAACACCUUCAAGGAGAGGCUGAAGCUUUUCUUCAUCAAAAACCAAAGGUCAAGUUUGAGGAUCCGCCUUUUCAAUUUCUCCCUGAAGAUUCUCACCUGUGUCCUCUACACAGUGAGAGUCACCCUGGACAACCCCAAUGACACCAAUGGCAAUCCAUGUACAAUCUUUAGAAACUCUAGCUGGCCAAAUUCAUCAACAGAGUCGCCAGAAAUCCACUGGAAGUUGAUUUUGUGGGUUACCAGACCUGAUCCCUUGUGGGGCAUACAAGUGACAGUGGCUUUAAUCAGUUUCUUGGAAACCAUGCUCAUCACAUAUCUCAGCUACAAGGGCAACAUUUGGGAGCAGAUAUUCCAGAUAUCCUUCAUAUUGGAGAUGAUCAAUACAGUGCCAUUUAUUAUCACAAUCUUCUGGCCUCCAUUAAGAAAUAUAUUUGUUCCUGUUUUUCUUAACUGCUGGUUAGCCAAAGGGGCCCUGGAAAAUAUGAUUAAUGAUUUCCAUCGUGCCAUUCAGAGGACUCACUCGGCCAUGUUCAACCAGGUGUUUAUCCUCAUCUGCACUUUACUGUGUCUGGUCUUCACUGGAGCAUGUGGCAUCCAGCACCUUGAGAGGGCUGGAAAGAACUUGACCUUGUUUGACUCCUUCUACUUCUGCAUCGUUACCUUCUCCACUGUGGGCUAUGGAGAUGUUACGCCACAGAUCUGGCCCUCGCAACUGCUGGUGGUCAUCCUCAUCUGUGUGGCGCUGGUGGUGCUCCCGUUGCAGUUUGAAGAACUAGCCUACUUGUGGAUGGAGAGCCAAAAACUGGGAGGAAACUACAGUCGCCACCGAGCACAAACAGAGAAGCAUGUGGUGUUGUGUGUCAGCUCACUGAAGAUAGACCUGCUGAUGGAUUUUCUCAAUGAGUUCUAUGCUCACCCCAGAUUACAGGAUUAUUAUGUGGUGAUCCUGUGUCCAACUGAUAUAGACAUUCAAGUUCGCCGUAUCCUCCAGAUACCUCUAUGGUCUCAGAGGGUCAUCUAUCUUCAAGGGUCAGCUCUCAAAGACCAGGACCUGAUGAGAGCCAAAAUGGACGAUGCUGAGGCCUGUUUCAUCCUCAGCAGCAGGAACGAGGGUGACCGAACUGCUGCUGAUCAUCAGACUAUUUUGAGAGCUUGGGCCGCAAAGGACUUUGCUCCCAACUGUCCUCUCUAUGUCCAGAUUCUCAAACCGGAAAACAAAUUCCAUGUUAAAUUUGCUGACCAUGUAGUAUGUGAGGAGGAGUUCAAAUACGCCAUGCUUGCACUGAACUGCGUGUGCCCGGCCAUGUCCACCCUCGUCACACUCCUCGUCCACACCUCCAGAGGACAGGAAGGACAGUUGUCACCUGAGCAGUGGCAAAGAAUGUACGGACGCUGCUCCGGGAACGAAGUCUACCACAUUCGAUUGUGUGACAGCAAGUUUUUUGGAGAGUAUGAUGGGAAAAGCUUCACUUACGCCUCUUUCCAUGCUCAUAAGAAGUACGGUGUUUGUCUGAUCGGCGUAAGGCGGGAUGACAACAAGAGCAUCCUGUUAAACCCCGGCCCCCGUCACAUCAUGGCUGCCACCGACACCUGCUAUUACAUCAACAUCACCAAGGAGGAGAACUCAGCUUUCAUCUUCAAACAGGAAGAGAAGCACAACAAGAGCCUGCCCGUCACCGGCCUAUACGACGCCCCCUCCCGGCUGCCCGUGCACAGCAUCAUUGCCAGCAUGGUUGAUCAGGCCACUUCGUAUGGUACUGUGGCCAUCGACCUCCAGAACCCCGAUCCCCCGGAGGAAACCGGCAAACUGACCUUGCCGACGGAGAACGGCGCAGGAAGCCGCAGGCCGAGCAUCGCGCCAGUCCUGGAAAUCGCAGACUCCUCUGCCAUUCUUCCCUGUGACCUCCUCAGCGACCAAUCGGAGGAUGAGACCAAUCAAUCAGACGAGGAGGGUUCUGUUGGGUCUGAUUUUGUGAAGGGCUACCCCCCUAACUCUCCCUACAUCGGGAGCUCUCCAACCUUGUGCCAUCUCCUUCCACAGAAAGCUCCAUUUUGCUGCCUGCGUUUGGACAAGGGCUGUACUCACAACAGCUUUGAAGACGCCAAAGCGUAUGGCUUCAAGAACAAACUGAUUAUAGUGUCUGCAGAAACAGCAGGCAACGGUUUGUACAACUUCAUUGUCCCACUGCGAGCAUACUAUCGACCCCGGAAGGAGCUCAACCCUAUUGUGCUUCUUCUGGACUACCAGCCAGACAACCACUUCUUAGAGGCCAUUUGCUGCUUCCCAAUGGUUUACUUCAUGGCCGGCACCAUCGAUAACUUGGACAACUUGCUGCAGUGUGGAAUCAUCUAUGCUGACAACUUGGUGGUUGUGGACAAGGAAAGUACCAUGAGUGCUGAAGAAGACUACAUGGCAGACGCCAAGACCAUUGUCAAUGUCCAGACUAUGUUCAGACUGUUCCCCAGCCUCAGCAUCAUUACUGAGCUCACACAUCCAUCAAACAUGAGGUUCAUGCAGUUCAGAGCAAAGGACUGCUACUCGCUUGCUCUUUCCAAGCUGGAGAAGAUAGAACGAGAUAAGGGCUCCAAUUUAGCAUUCAUGUUCCGCUUGCCAUUCGCAGCAGGCAGGGUCUUCAGUAUCAGCAUGCUGGAUACACUGCUCUACCAGUCAUUUGUGAAGGACUACAUGAUCGCUAUUGCUCGGCUUCUUCUCGGUCUGGACACAACACCAGGCUCUGGGUACCUGUGCGUUAUGAAGAUCACGGAGGAGGACCUGUGGAUCAGGACAUACGGCAGACUCUUCCAAAAGCUCUGUUCCUCCAGUGCUGAGAUCCCCAUCGGGAUUUACCGCACAGAGUCGCAUAUGUUCUCAACUUCGGAGUGCAAGGACAGUUAUGUGCAGUCUCAGGUCUCGAUCAACGUGGAGCAGGGGGAGGAGCAUCGCGACCGCAAAGAAUCCUGGAAGGAAAAGACAGCCCACAGGAACUCUAGCGCCAGCGAGCAGUCGGAGCACCCGCUGCUGAGGAAGAAGAGUAUGCAGUGGGCGCGGCGUCUGAGCAGGAAGAACACGAAGCCCUCCAGUCGGGCAGAGCGCAUCUCGCAGCAGCGCCUCAACCUCUACCGCCGCUCGGAGCGCCAGGAGCUAUCUGAGCUGGUCAAGAACCGUAUGAAGCACCUAGGCCUGCCCACCGUGGGAUACGAGGAUGUUUCUAAUCUCACUGCAAGCGAUGUCAUGAAUCGAGUAAAUCUAGGAUAUUUGCAAGAGUUGCAGGACAUAUCAGAGCAGCCGUAUACAGACGGGACCCGGCCGUCAGACGAGAUGAACGACCACCAGAACACGCUGUCCUACGUCCUCAUCAACCCGCCUCCAGACACCAUGUUGGAACUCAAUGAUAUUGUGUACAUCAUCCGGUCUGACCCACUGGCCCACAUGCCAGAGGAGUCACAGGUGGGCCAGAGUCGAGGCACCAGGAACCAGACGCGCUUUGGCUCAGAGACCAGAAACGAGACUCACCUAUGAGCCCCGCUCCUUCCUGUAUUACAUUUGACCUCAGAGCCACCAUCGCACAGGACUGUUGGUGUCAUUCUGCUGCUUCUAUUCCACAGAGCUGCUGCAGGAGGACGCAUGAAGAGUGCCUCAUCAUCAACCCUCAUGUCUAACACAGCUCACUUAGCAAAUUAACACUGGAGGACGUUGUCGUCUAAGACUAGUUUUACUCUGUAGUGCACACACACUCACACACACUUUGUGCCCUCGUGCCUUGCGUUCCUGGGCCAAGCAUCAGGGCAGUCAACAUGCUAUCAUGUGAUCACAUGAUCAACUUUUUUUUCAUGUCUUUGGUUAGUGGUACACAUGGUUUCACUUUCUUUAUGAGCACAAGUAUCUGUGUGGGGGCAUCAGACUAUAAAAGAAGUGGAUAUAGCCAUCAUUAUCAUCAUCAUGGUAGGGCCAUUUUGGUUGUUGUUGUUGUGACUGGUUGCCGAGGCGACCAGCUGCCGUAUUUGACUUGAAAUGACAGAGCUGUAGUGAAAAUGUUUACGUACUUCUGUCUGCUGUCCCCUGCUGGCUGUUGGAAUGAAUGCCACUUUAUAUAAUAAUGGGGGGAGCGAUUAAGACUGUUUCUAUCAGCCACCUUGGUGGAGGCUUUUUAAAGUCAGUAUUAAUCAUUCAUUUCAAUAUUUUAAGUGUCCUCCAAAUAGGUUUUAAUCAGCAAUUGUGCCAUUAUUUGUUUGUAAAUACCUUUGAGUACACUAUGUGCCAUUUAUCCAGGAGCUUGGCCGACAUUGUUAAGACAGUUGUAGCUUUUAGUCAAUCGAACUAAUACAGUGGAACCUCUCAAAGGAAACAAUAAACAGAAAGUGAUCUGUGAUGUUUGACAUCAUAAUUUCACAAGUAUUUUUCCGCACUUAGGAACUAAUUUAAAAUGAGCUGUUAUUAAAACAUUAGCACCUUCUUCCCAUAAUUGGGAGCUUUCUGUGAUGGCAUCACCAAAAAAAGCUAAUCAUGCUUAUGUUAUGCAUGAUGAUGAUUACAUUGACCUUGCUGUUCAACUCUGUGGUUCCACUGUAUUAUACGAAAAAAACGUCAAACAUACCGCAUUGACCCAAAUAUAAGAUUUUUUUUUCCCCUCCAAAACUGAAGAAGAGGGGUCCAGAGAGUCAUACGUGCAAACCAACAGGUAGUGCUCAAUGACUUCUCCCCAAGCAAUUUGGAGCUUUUCUUCAUGCACUCACACACACAUACAUGUCACUUGCAGAAAAACGUAUCCCAGAGGUUGUCUGGGAUAUAAGUUAUGACGCCAGUUGUAUGAUAAUAGUAAUCAAAGAAGAAAAAACAUUGAUUUUUCCUUAAAUAUUUCAAAACCUGUUUUGUAAAUAGGGGUCGUCUUAUAUUUGGGUCAAUAGGUUUUAAAGUAUAUGCUUAUUGGUUAUUAGUCAGCACAAAUCCUACACGUUAAUUACUUUGUCAAACUUUUAAGAGUUUAGUAGCUUAAAAAAACAAAAACUAUUUCAGAUGUUGAAAUACCCGUGUUUCCUAGAAAAACACCCACAUGUAGCUUGUUUUAUUAGCCAUCAGUGGUCAUUACCUUUUAUGUUCACCUAACAGUAUCUGUGAAUGCCUGUAGUCACUUUAGCCCUUAGCUAAAAAUGAUGAGCAUGUCUUUGAGUUUAUUUGCCUCUUGACUAGCAGUGGUUGUCGCGGUCAGGCUCUUACAUUUUCACUGCAUUUUUAACUUGAAUUCAUCGGGAUUGAUGACUUAUUUGUUAUUUAUUGUGACCCCGCACUUUGAUCGUCCGUUUUUUUGAACAAUGGUCUCCCCCAUCGGUGUAAAUAAUAACUUUCUAUAUGCGCUCUUUCCCUGUUUGUCCUGUGAUGAGAUGUGAAAGAGGACUAUUUUUGCACUAAGACUUGUGGAAUAUUAUGGCAUGACCCUUUAACCUCCAACUCAUCACCACUCUGUCGUUUGUCCAUUUGAACAAAUGUUUUGGGACCUGAGGAGCUGAAAUCCUCCCAACAUUCCAUAGUGAUCCAUAUCAGCUGUGCUUCUGUCUACAUGUUAAACCCCAAUGGGCAUGUUUUAAGAAAUAAGAUUUGGAAAAAGAAGCAUGUUUUGAUAAUACAAGCUCGCCAAGAACACACUGUACACUUUCAUCAGGAAUGUGUGAUACUUUCUAUGAAUGGAACAUGCAUGUUGUUUACCACCUCUUUUAUGUUCCUGAAGAUCCAUUUUGUACUCAAUUUCUAACGAUGGAAAGACAGGUAACUUGAAGGUCAUGAACAAAUAAAAGCUGCAUGCAGCCGCCUCCAGUCAUCAUGUUUAUUUUAUUAUGUACGCAAUAGGUCUUUAAAAAUGGCAGAGCACUCCUGUCAUAGAGGAUCUUUGACAAUAGUGUUUUUGCAGUACUCAAAGUCAUGUAAUACAGGCAAUGUUUAAUUAACAUUUUAAACAAACUUACCUGACAGAGAAUAUCUGUUUAGCACGUAAGGACAUCGAGAUGAACAACAUUGUCUGCCCCAAUUACUGGACAGGACCAAAGAAAAAAAACAUUUUGCUAUAAUUAAAUCAAGCUUGUAUACAAAAACAGCCAAACGAACACGAGUACAGCAAAGCUAUAGAAUGUUCUGGUAAAUAAAUAAACAUCAGGAGGUCAUCCAUGUGAUAAGUUUCGGCAUGAAACAAUGCACCUCUUAUUUUAUUCAUGUUGCACUGCAUGACAAUAAAGCUGUUUGCUAUAAUGAAAU
Molecule: messenger RNA, 10035 nt
Organism: Doryrhamphus excisus (bluestripe pipefish)
Lineage: Eukaryota; Metazoa; Chordata; Actinopteri; Syngnathiformes; Syngnathidae
Source: RefSeq, a predicted model, not a curated record